This is a messenger RNA of Monosiga brevicollis MX1, 3177 nucleotides long. RefSeq lists its product as uncharacterized. Gene Ontology annotation, cellular component: U2 snRNP; U2-type spliceosomal complex. Gene Ontology annotation, molecular function: RNA binding; protein binding. NCBI's taxonomy places the organism in Eukaryota, Choanoflagellata, Craspedida, Salpingoecidae. The transcript has 7 exons. The record is from RefSeq and is a predicted model, not a curated record. Bases 1 to 3177 code for a protein of 1058 amino acids. Gene Ontology annotation, biological process: mRNA splicing, via spliceosome.
AUGGCGCUGUCGUGGAUCGGCAGCCGCUUGUCAUGCUGCGUGCUGGCGCUUGUGGUACUGGUACUGGCUAGCUGGGCACCAGCGACGGCCAGUGGGGAUAUGCCACCAUUGCCGGGCGCGUCUUUUCGAGAACAUUAUCCCCGACCGGACUGCCAAUCUCGAAAACUCUGCCUGCUCGCCGCCGAGCCUGUUAGCAACAUUGCCCUCACGCUUCGCGGUCAAGGCCUUGUCGUGGCCACCAUCGCAGCAGAUGCCCUGGCCCGCGCGUCUGGCUACACCUUCUUCCUGCGCACGGAUAACUCGGAGACCGUCUACACGAUUGACAUUGCUGCCGCUGAAACGGGGACCAUCACCAUCCGCGAUGCCAGCGACGCCGUUCUCAACACGACCAGUUUGAUCGAGCUCCACGAGCGUCACCCUUGGAUUCCCACAGAUCUCGUCAACUUUCCCAUGACCCAGCUUCAGCUCUGGAUCUCCAUCGACAAGAAGAACGGCUACGUUCGCGUCGGGUUUGGCUACCCACUCCUCGUCAACGAAAUGAUUACCAUCGGCCCCAUCCCCAAGUGCUUGGAGAGCAGCGAUGCCAAUGCCUGCGCCAUUGGCACCGUCACCGAAGUCGACUGCUCUCUCGCCGCCGUGGCCUACUCAGUCACCCGCUUCCCCGUCGUGGCCCCAAUCCCCCCGCUGCUCGUCGAUCGCCACCGUGUGACCCUCGAGGUGCUCGAGGACCGCUCCGCACUGGUGCCCGCCGUCUUGCCCUUGGAACUGCAGUCCCUCUAUGAUCAGGUGGCCGGGGAACAAAUUCUUCUCAGCGAGUCGGACGCCGCCGCCAUCGACCUUUGCAUCAAGACCGAAGGCUGCGUCCUCUACGAGAAGCUGCAGGAGAAAAUCAAUGCCGGAGAGAUGAGCGACGAUCCCCACAUGGCCUACAUCCGUGUCACCAUUGGCCCAGACCUCGGCAACUCACCGGGCAGCCCCUUUGUCAUGGAGAUUUGGCCACCCAAGAUGUACAGUCCGAUCCACGACCACGCCAACGCCGUGGCCGUCAUCAAGUGCCUCUCCGGCACCAUCACCUCGCGCUGGUACAACCCCCUGGCCGAACAACACAACGGCGAGCCCGUGCCCUUUGCCGAGGGCCGCGUCGCAAAAGGUCAGAUCACCUACCUCACCCCGGCCUUCUUCCAAACCCACAAGCUCGCCAACGAGGAAGACGUCACUUGCGUCACCAUCCAAUCCUACUACUACCUGCACGACGACUACGUGCACAAUGAGACCUUCCACUUUACGCUGCCCACCCCAGACGACAACCUGCACGUCUUCAAGCCAGGCUCAGACUUUGAAUACUCGGAACUUAUUCAGGCGGUCCGCCAGUUUGCCAGCACUGCUGGUGCCAAUCAAGUCCCGCCCGUGGACACCCUUGUCGGGGUGUGUGCGACGAUGGCCAACGUGGAGGAUGGCAGUGGCUCGGCGGCGCCCGGGGGGCAUGAGGAUCUGUUUCCGCUGCCAGAGGGCAAGUCCCGUGAAUAUGUAGAUACGGAUGGCGUUACCAUGGAGUGGGACGGCGACAAGGGUGCCUAUUUUCCAAAGGUCGACGCAGCCGUCGUCUCCAACUACCAGGCCCAGUAUCCCACAACCAAUGCAGGUACGGUUGCAUGUACUGGUCCUGUACCCCGAGCUUGCGUCCGCAACUCUGCACAUGGGCAGCCCGGCCCGGCCAUGCUGACAUUGCCGCGUCUCUUCUUGGCUGAUCGUCCAGCAUCGAAAUGGCAAGUGCAUGCCAUGCCCGACGGCCGCCCGUACUAUUUUAACACGGAAACCCAGACCUCUGUCUGGGUCAUGCCCCCAGAACUGGUCGAGGCCGCUCAGGUACAGUGGUAUUGGUGGUCUGCCACAACCCCUGCCGACGAGGACGGCUCACGUCGACUCGAUCCCGGUGCUCAGAAACCAGAGGCCUUUACCGCCAUGAAAGACGAGCGUGGCAACGCAUACUAUUUCAAUAAAAUUACUCGGCAAAGUCAGUGGGAGCGCCCAGCUGGUUUUCAGGAGGCCACUGCCGCUGCUGUGGCUCAGCAAGAGGAGAAGCGCACGGCCGUUGUCGAGCGACGCAAGCAACGCAAGCAAAGCAAGGAAGAAGCGGCUCGAGCCAAAGUCCAGGUUGAUGGGAAUCAAGUUAAACUCAAGGACACCGUCAACUGUCAUGUUUACGUCACGGGGCUCCCCUUGGUAGGUGCUCCCAGCACCGUGCCGCUGGGUGUCCGCGCUUGUUCUCACGUAUGCUGCCAUGCCCGUGUGAAGGACAUUACGCUUGAAGAGUUUACAGCCUUCAUGCGCAAGGCCGGAAUCAUUAACGAGGACGCCCACGGCGAGCCCAAGAUUAAGCUGUAUACCGAUGAGCACGGUGAGCCCAAAGGUGAUGGCAAGUGCACCUAUCUUCGAGUCGAGAGUGUGGAGCUAGCCUUGCAGUUGCUCGACGAGACGGAGAUUCGUCCGGGCUUCAAGGUCAAAAUUCAACGGGCGGUGUUUCAACUCCGUGAGGGCAUGACACUCGGCAAGAAGAAUGACGAGGACGAGGUUGAGGAAGGGUCGUUGGAGCCCGCCAAGAAGAAAGCCAAGAAGAAAUCGUUGGGCCAAAAGUACGCACGUGUCGCAGCUGUUCACGUCUCGUCUCUGCUUGGCGACACCGACUCCACUGACUUGGGAGAGCAGGACAUCUGUGCCUCCUUUCUCACGCUGUACGCUGUCACGGCUCCCGUGCUCAGGAAACUGCACUGGCAUGAAACAGACACCAAACGGAAACGUGCUGUCGGUGUGCUCGUGCUCAAGCACAUGUUCACGCUUGAAGAAAUGAAGGAGGAUGCGUCAUACAUUUUUGAACUCAAAGACACCGUCGUGCUCAUGCGCCGGUGUGGUAUGCAGAACAAUCCGGACGGCGUGGUCAUGGUGCGCUAUUUCACGGACGAGCCCCUGGGCCCAGCGAUUGCCACCUUGAACGGGCGCUUUUUUGCGGGCCAGAAAGUGGUAGCUGAGGAAUGGGAUGGCAAAACCAAGUACAAGGUCGAAGAAUCCGAGGAGGAAAAAGAGGCGCGCAUCAAGCAGUGGGACGAAUACCUCCGCUCACAAGAGCUCGAAGAAGCCGCAGAAAGAAAAGCCCGAGCUGCGGCAGAUGCCUCGACUUAG